Messenger RNA from Linum tenue, 336 nucleotides. The record is from the annotation of a GenBank genome assembly. Lineage: Eukaryota; Viridiplantae; Streptophyta; Magnoliopsida; Malpighiales; Linaceae.
GGGCUUCAACUGGCCUGGGAUCUGGGUUUUCAACGCGUGAGGGUGGAGUUGGAUUCCAGAUGCGCUGCCCACCUUCUCAGCAGCAACGCGCAACCGGAUCAUCAGCAUAGUGCUAUUACCGACCGUAUUCAGGCGUUGUGUAGGCGUGAUUGGGAGGUCGUCUUUUAUCAUGCUUAUAGAGAGGGCAACAAGUGUGCCGAUUACCUUGCUAGCCAAGGCCACUAUUUGUCGCUAGGUAUCCAUUCUUUUCCUGUCAGUGACCUCACUUUGAUGUAUUGGAUCCUAUAUGAUGUUCAGGGGAUUUCUGAGCUCCGUCUGGUAAUGAAUGAAAGGUAG